Cimex lectularius (bed bug) is the source of this 731-nucleotide messenger RNA. RefSeq names its product biogenesis of lysosome-related organelles complex 1 subunit 1 (gene Blos1). Bases 98 to 472 code for a protein of 124 amino acids. Lineage: Eukaryota; Metazoa; Arthropoda; Insecta; Hemiptera; Cimicidae. The transcript is spliced from 4 exons. The record is from RefSeq and is a predicted model, not a curated record. Gene Ontology annotation, biological process: endosomal transport. Gene Ontology annotation, cellular component: BLOC-1 complex.
UUAUAACAGUAUACUGUAUGCUGUAAUUGUGGUCUUUCUCUUUUAUGAUAACGUUCUAAUAACAUAAAAUAUUUGAAAGCGUUGUUUUUAGUUAAAGAUGCUGUCCUCUUUGGUUAUAGAACACCAUUCCAAGCAAAUGGUGAGAAAAGAAAUACAAGAGGAGAAAAGGAAAGAAGCACUUGCAGCAGCAAAUGAUCUAACGCAAGCUCUUGUCGACCAUUUGAACGUUGGCGUCGCUCAGGCGUAUCUGAACCAAAAGCGGUUGGACUCGGAGGCCAAACACCUGCACCAGAAUGCGGCCAAGUUUGCUGCGAAUACUCAACAAUGGUUGAGCCUUGUAGAAGGCUUCAGCAGUGCCCUUAAAGAGCUUGGCGACGUCGAAAACUGGGCACAGACAAUUGAAAACGAUAUGAAAACUAUAACGUGCGCAUUGGAAUAUGCUUAUAAAGCCAACCAGGAAUUACCGUCCUGACCCGCCUUUGAUAAGGAAAACGAAUGAAGUUAAUUUGAAACUUUUAUAUUAUGGUAUUAAAUCAAUAAUUAUAAUUGAAUAGUUUUGGGGAUUACAGAUCAUAAUAACAAAUCAAAUAAUAAGCACAAAAGGUUAAAAUAGUCAACUUCAGUAUGUAAUACUACAAAUUUCAUUGUGAAAUAAUAUGACUGCACCUUUUUAAAAGAAUUGUAAUGUCUUGUAUUCAGUUAAUAAAAUAAUUAUCUAUAUUUCAAUUAAA